CACACACCUUCAUCCGACUUGCAUCGCUCAAAUCCCGGCAUCGGCAUCGGGUAGCAUGUUCUUCGUCAAAGAGGAGGAGCGUGUCAUCACGCUGCACCCCUCUUUCUUUGGUCCGCACAUCAAGCGUUAUCUGGACGAUAAGCUGCUCAGCGAUGUGGAGGGAACUCUGCAGGGUGAUUAUUUUGUUGUGUGUGUGCUAGAGCCACACGAGUAUUCUGAGGGCAAGAUUGUGCCUGGAAGCGCGUUUGCAGAAUACAAGGUUCACUAUCGUGCCAUUGUAUGGAAGCCUUUUAAGGGCGAGAUCGUUGACGCGCAGGUCUCUGCCAUCCAGCCUAACGGCUUCUUUGUUGCCAUAGGUCCCAUGCAGGUAUUCAUUGGCCGCGCACAAAUUCCAUCGGACAUCAAGUACGAUGCGCAAGCCACGCCACCGCAAUGGACGGACCAUGCGGAUCAGAUCAUCGAGAAGGGAACUCAGAUUCGUCUUCGUCUGAAGGGUAUUCGUAGUGAAAUGGGUAGCCUGUUUGCGAUUGGUGGUAUCCGAGAGGAUUAUCUUGGCGUCCUGGAGGGUUGAAUGUUACUCUCCCACCGGCAUGUCCGGUUUUUUUUUUCGCUUCACAUCAACAUGGAAAUAGCGUGGUCCCCUUCGAAGCAACUAUGAAGAUUCUAACUAGAGCCUUCAUGUCCCAGAUGCAGAAGAAGAAGACCUCGAAGAAGUUUGAUCACAGCACGCGCCUUGACGGCGUUGUCAAUCGCGAUGAUCACCAAAUUGAACUGACACCACCUAAGGGCCAAAUGAAUCGAUUCUUAGUCAUGACAUUUACAUACAUGCAGAUGCCGCGAUCGCGGUCCAGAGUCGGAAAGGGAGAGAACAGUCUAGAACCGUUGUGCAAAAUAGGAUCAGAGCUCUGGGUAGGACAAUUGAAGGCCAUAAAAAUUGUAAUACUAGUGCUUAACCAGCCAUUAACCGAAAGCUGCAAAACGUAUAUGAACUCCGCAGUUUGCACUUGGAAAUUAAAAUGACCGAUCUUUAAACA
This is a messenger RNA of Verruconis gallopava, 1034 nucleotides long. RefSeq lists its product as uncharacterized. Gene Ontology annotation, molecular function: translation initiation factor binding; single-stranded DNA binding; single-stranded RNA binding. The transcript is spliced from 5 exons. Bases 56 to 571 code for a protein of 171 amino acids. Lineage: Eukaryota; Fungi; Ascomycota; Dothideomycetes; Venturiales; Sympoventuriaceae. Gene Ontology annotation, cellular component: RNA polymerase II, core complex; P-body. Gene Ontology annotation, biological process: DNA-templated transcription; positive regulation of translational initiation; positive regulation of nuclear-transcribed mRNA poly(A) tail shortening. The record is from RefSeq and is a predicted model, not a curated record.